AUGUACGAAACAAACAAAUCAGACACCGAGGAGGACGAUAACGCAAUGGACACGCUUAUGGAACAAGUUUUUGAAGAACUUAACCCUCAAUGUGAAGAGAAGGUUCUAGCACGAAUUAAUCAAGAACAACUCUCGGAAGAGGAUGCGAGGAAUUUAGUGUUUCAAAGUAUGAAAAGUGCUUAUCGUAAAGCAUUGACUGACCUAUUUACAGACAAGCUUCUGUGGUACACGGCACUAAAAGACAGUGGCUUGUUUCAAGCAAUCAAGAAAACAGCAGAAAAUGACCACACAGUGCAGUGUGUCCUACCCCUCAAUCUAUUUAACGAGAAGAUCUUCCUGUUUAUGUGGUUCUGGUUCGUCUUUGUUGCCAUUUCAACUGGGGCAAACCUCAUGUUCUGGAUCUGGCACCUCAUCGUCCGCAGAAAUCGGGUCUCCUUCGUGAAAAAGUACUUGAAAAUCAAGGGCAGAUUAGAAACUACGACCGACAAAAGCCUGUGUACCAAAGUCGGUAACUAUCUGCGCGACGACGGAAUUUUUCUUCUCCAACUUCUCGCCCGGAACUCUAACCCACUUCACGUGACUGACGUCAUAAACGGCCUAUGGGACCGCUUCCUGGAAAAAUUCAUCUCAAAGAAAGUGCUGGCUGACCUACGUCCGCCAAAUCUACAGAAUAACAACAAGGGGGACAACAGAGCUAGUUAUAUAUGA
Messenger RNA from Mya arenaria, 708 nucleotides. RefSeq names its product innexin-10-like. The record is from RefSeq and is a predicted model, not a curated record. Bases 1 to 708 code for a protein of 235 amino acids. The transcript has 3 exons. NCBI's taxonomy places the organism in Eukaryota, Metazoa, Mollusca, Bivalvia, Myida, Myidae.